GGCGGGUAGAGACAGUGACGUGCGCUACGCGUUGUGUCCGGCCGUGAUACGCCCUACACAGUGAUGUUCUAAGGACUACUCAAGAAUGGAAUGGGCUAUAGAAAUUUUGCUUGAAGCCUCGGGAAAGCUUGGUCUUCCAAUGACCAUCUUCCAACUACUAAUGACAAGCUGAAGCUCGCAGUUCGUAAAAAAUGGUUUAUUUACCAGUUUGGAUUAUUUUAAUUUAGGUGGCCUGAAAAACUUGGAGAUCACUCACUGGUGGUAGAGGGACUUCAAGCAUCGCCCCCAGACAGUGCCCGACUAUGACUGUGAUGCUCCUGGACCGACACACCACCACACAGUAUCAUCAGCAGCCUCAGCAGCCAGUCAGCGCGCUCAAAGCCCCUCUCCGCAUCUCCUACUCGCCCUCCAAGGCUAUGCGCUACUACCGCCUCUGGAUAUACACGUGCAACGCCGUGCUUCUAGUGUCAGUCAUCGGCUUCGCCAUCGUCGCGACCAAGAUUCUGGUCGCCGACCCCAAGCGGGCCUUGAUACCCGGCCUGUCGCUCAGCCAGCCCAGCUUCCUGUACGCCUACCUCGCACUCAUCACACAGUCGGGUGUUCUCCAGUUCAUCGGCUGCCUGGGCGCUCGCAAGCUCAACGAGCGGCUAUUGAACAUUUAUUGGUUGUUGAUCUUGUUGCUGCUCAUCGGUGACGGGAUGUUGGGUGUUGUGUGGGUCUACCGCUUCGACCGUAUAACCGAGGAACUCCGUCCGGUGCUCAAACAGAGGUUAGCACUCGAGUACGGAGUCGAUUCGUCAUUCACGGAGCUCUGGGACUCUGUGCAAAGACAAUACAAGUGUUGUGGAGUGGACAGUAGUCAUGACUUCCAGCACAACCUGACGCUCCAUUGGGGUAUUUCUUCAACAAUAGAUCCACUGACGACGUCAUUCCCCAUCACGUUCCUGCCCGCGAGUUGUUGUAUAGAGGCGCCUCCCGUGGCCGCCGCCCUCAGGCACUUCGUGUUCACAACAACCACCCCCAGCAGCACCUUGGUGCCCACCUCCACACAGAGCCCCACCACUCUAGCACAGCCGGGUGGAGGUUCCAUCAGGUGCAUGAACUCAAGCAGUUUCUACAGAGAUGGCUGCGAAGAGAGGAUAUUGAUGUGGCUGCGUCAGACAGCAGAUAUUCUAUUCGUCCUGGGCUAUUGCGUCAUAGCUUUCCUCAAACUGUGCUUCCUAGGAAUUCUCAGGUACGAGAUUCGAGAGAUGAUCCAGAAGAUCAAGAUCCUGCAGGGCGAGUUGCGGGCGGGUCUGUACCUCCAGGAGACCCCGAGCAAAGCACCUCAUAUUGCAAGGCAUGAACACAACAACGGACGCAUUAUGUCAGAUGCUUCACAAGGAACAAAUACCCUGACGGCCCGCCGCCUGGUGCCUAACGAAGUUUCGACACUGCAAGCUCAGAACAGUCUGCAGAACACGCCUCUACACCACAUCAACCCCACAGCCCAUCACAGGCAUCUGUCAGCAGUCAUGUCUACUGACAUAGACAGUGACACUAACAGUCACUGUGCACUGCUCAUUCCGGAGGAUGCGCUCAAACAGGGUCACAAUAACAACUACGCACUACAAGAGUAUAUCCUGAAGAGGCACCAUAACCAAAUGUGACUACGUAGACUGCUGACCGCGUGGUUCUCACCUGACGCCACUCCUUUCCCUUUCUCGGUGACACCGCACAAGGACAAGGAGCCGGAGAAGAAAUAGACUACCGAGUAGUAGCUAGGUACCGGUAGUAACAAUAGGCCAGGCCAGCGCCCAGCGGUGGCCGCAACUCGGACAGACUAACUGCCACCAGUCACUCUGCUUCGAGUUGCUCCCGAGCUUGGUUUCGGUGAAUGGAAACUGACGAUGGAGAUGUAUCAAAAUAUAAGCUUUAAUGCUCAUAACGAUCUCUUGAAACUAAAGUGGAAUGUUUGUUUUUAAACUCUUGCUUUCAUAACUCAAUCAUUCUCAUAUUUUCAAAAAUAGUUUUUAUAGUUAUUUUUAACUUGGUAAAAAAUAUAAAGUUAGCAACUUGAAACUCAACAUAGUUCAGAAUGAACUCAAAGAGCAUCUUAACUGUAACUAUCGUAAAAUCACCAUUCCUCAAAAAAUAAUGCUCUGUUUAUACUGUUUACAUAUAACGGUGCACACACAAUAUAGAUAUUUAAAAAUGAAACUUCCGUUCUUGUUCUGUUAGGAUUGAUCAGAUGUUUCUUAUUCCUAUUUAUAUGUACAACUUGUAGCCUGUAAAAAUUAUUAUUUUUCAAUUAAAUUUAAUUUGAUAGUAUCAGUUAGUUUUAAAUAAUUAGAGGUUAUUACAAUAUGCCAUACAAAAAAUUCAAAAUGUUUCAUUAAAAAAGUUACAACAUUUGGUAGCAAAACAUACAAUAAAUUAGCAGAAGGUGUCAAAUAUGUUAUAACUAAAUUAGAAUAUAGUUUAUUUUUUAUUUACAUUUCCAUUACAAAAUCAAAACUUUGAUGUCUCGGCAGCGGUGUCAAUGAAAUAUAUAAAUAACGUCUACCAGAUAUAUAUGAUAUAAUACAAUUCAUUUUGGAAAUAAAAUAUUAAUAGAAUCAUGCAAAGAAAUAACUAACUGGCGCAAACUUAGCGCAGAUUUGGGUCCCUGGAUAUAAAUGUGUGUGUGUAUUUUAUGUAUAAACUACAGACACUUCUAACCACAUGGCUGAAGAUAGGAUCUGUUGAAUACUCUCCGAACACAUCGCAACGAGUUUUCAGCUGUCUCGAUCAAUUUCCCAUCCACCUAUCAUUACGGAAGCUGACGUGAAUUAUUAGCUGGGAAGAGCUUACAGUCACAACUGUUAUCUCCUGAGAUCCUCUUUGCCAAGUCUGUUUUGUUUUAGGCAUUGUGAGUAGAUUACAACUGUCAAGUCUGAUUUUCCAUUUUGCGUAAUAAAUAACGUUAGUGUAUUGUGUAGUGAAAUACCCUGUGAGAAGAUCCGUAUUCGAAAUUUUUCAUUAGGAAAGGUUUUAUGAGGUCUUGGUUUAAAAGACAUUUUUACUAUUUUACGACACGAAGAACACCACGAUAAUUUAUUAGAACUCUUAUGUUUAGAUUUUAUUCGUUAUUUCAGUAUAGAACGCGGUUUGAGAAAACUGUCCUUAAAAAGCUCAAAAGGGUACAUUAUAGCGGCCGUUAUUUUUUUAAAUUCAAUAAAAUUCAAUAAAAGUGUUUUAGAAUUCUUACAGCAUUGCCUAAAACUUGCGUAAUUGUCAAAUUUUUAUUUCAAACUGUUUAUGGCAUAUUUAUUUAAUGUACAUUCCAUAAGAAAUAAGUAAUUAAUAUAUUUUAUCAUAAUUGGUGAUGUUAUCACAAAAUUAACGUACGUCUGCCGACAAAGGCGGAACAUAAAGACAAUAUAAAAACGUGUAGUUUAAUAACAAAAACUGAAACGUAGUUACAUUUCGAUCAAUCUUCGUGAUAGUCAUUAAAAGGUUCAUAUUUGCCUUCAAUUUGAGAAGAUAACGCAGAUAUUUUCUGUAUUUUCUAAUUAUUUGUAACCUCAAGUUUCAGGUUCUAUAACGUUAAUUAUUGAAGAGUACUCGCUAUUUGAGUUGUGUACAUACGACUACAAUACAGUGGCAUCAAAGUUGGUAAUAAGUUAGAAAGUUUUUCAUCAGAAACACCAUUUUGAAACUUGUAUGUAAGUAUGUAAGACGCGAAGCAGAGUGGUUGGUACAAUCUGAACAAACUUAAAACUUUGUUCUAUAAAUCAAAAGAGUGCUUGAGAGGCCCUAAGUUAUGUUCCAGGGCUGAAUACCUCAGGUAAAACCUGAUGCUGAGAUCAUUUACGUGGUUGGAGGAGGGGUCUUGCAUCCUUGCUUUCGUUACUAUCUCCUUCAUUGUUUGUGAGGCAAUUAAGGGGGAUUUUGUAAAAUAUUAAUUUCAUUACACAAUCAUGACAAUUGCUCUUCAUUAGUUUAAUGCCGAAUAAUAACUUUUAACAAUUCUAAAUCUGAAGUAUAUUUGAUUUAGGACACAAUCUGUACACAUUUUUAAUUUUGAAGCACUAAUAUUUUAAAAUACAAUUGGUUAAGAAACCAAUACUUAACGCUUUUGCAUGUUAAUCAUUAGUGAGCGUUUAUAAUAACUAUGUAUGGUUAAUAUAUAAUCAAAUAAUUCCAUCAGCCAAUGAUAUUAUUUGAUCAUGUCAAGAGCCCUACAGUACAAACAUAUGGAUGAAUUUACUUAUUGGAUUGGGUAAACUUCUUCUUCCCCAGAAGAGGCCCUUCUCUGUAUUAGUUUUAGAUUAAUAUGGCAGUGGAAAUACAUUCAGCCUUUUCCUUUGUCAUAUUAAUUCUGUCAAUUGACGAGCUUUUAAUAAUUAUCUUUUAAUAAUGUAUACGCGUUGUUAUAUCAAAAUUAGCCGUUUUUAUUUUAAGUCCAGCUAUUGAAUGAAUAAAUACGUCGUUAUAAAACAUAAAAUUUAGAUUUUAAAUCCAUCUCCAUUUGAGUUAUAUUUAACACCCGGUUUACCACACAACUGAAUAUAAUAUUCUGGAAGCAUCUUACAUGUUUCUAAUUUACAGUAACUAUUUUAGCAGUAUAAAUUCUCAAUAUUUAUCAACGAAAUUUGAUUAUGUGUGACAAACUGCAUAAGUUGCUUUUCUAAUCACCUUUAACGAUAAAAAGAUAAGUGCAAACGUAUGAGCACAAGUGUUAACCUUCAUAUCACUUAUAGGGUUGCAUGUUAAUAUCGUCGUAGACAAGUUUAUUGAAUACUAUCCUUGACAAAAUAUCAUAAGUAAAUUAUAAUGUACUAAAUACAACGUUCAAACCUCUCUCCGUGGAUUCCUCGGCAAGCCACUCCUCCUUCUAUUGAUUAAAUGACCAUGGCUGUCCGUUCCUAGAUUAAAUCUUUACUAAUAGUUUACUCGAGUUUUACUGGACAUCUGAGGGAUUAUACAAUGAUUAUUUUCUAACUGUACUGACAAUUUUAUACGUAUGACUAGAAAUAUAAUUGUUAUUACCGUAGUAGUUUGUUUUUUGUUAUAUAUGUAAAUUAGAUGUACAUUUCCUAUAGAAUGCAAGCAGUUUCAUCUUAAAUACAAGUAACGUCAAUAGAUUAAUUGUUUAUACUGUUACCUUUGAAAUUAACACUCGUUAAUGUUUACAUAAAUAUUUUCCAGUAAACUAAUUUAUAUUGUAGUAAUUAAAUUAGCUACUCAUUAAAUUUUCUGAUAUUGUAAAACAAUAAAAUGUUUUUUAGAUAUAGGUAGAAGUUGUUACUUGAUGUAGUUCAAUUUUUUUCCGACGGUUUUUUCUAUACCUCAGAUGGUCAGUAACAAAACAAACAAUGAUUUUUGUAUAGUUCAUAUGUUCUAUGAGUGUGGUAGUACAUAUGCUCCAUUCUAUGAGAGCAUAAGUACUAAUAUUUUAUCUCUACUGUGUUUUUACAUUUAAUGACUGAGGCUUGUGUUGUAGCGCCCGCAUUCCCGACUGCAUCGCCUGCAAAUAGAGCUUACCUUAACGUGAUUUUUAUGACUUUAGAGCUAAGCUGUUUAAUUUUAAGAUUUGUUAUAGGCUAAGAUAUAUUUUUAGUACAGCUUGUUACAAAUAGCUCAUUUGCUGUUAAUGCAAAAAAUAGAACUCGCAUGUUGUCAUAGAAGAUUAUAUUUUUACGAGGGUGUAAAUUGGUUCUGUACUUUUCGACUUUUAAUUCAAACAUAAUAGGAAUAACGUGCAUUCGUAGUUUGAUUUGUGACUAAACAUUAUGUCAAUAGUAAAUGUUCACUAAAUCCUUUAUUUAAUAUUACCGAAUUGCACUAGUUUCACCAUCACUACGUAAUACUUAUGUGAAAAAUUCUUUCUGUAUAAUUAAAAUUCCUAUAUUCGAGUCGAAAUUACAGAACCAAAGCAGGAAUUGACUUCGUUCUGCUACGUUCUUUGUUGUUAUAAAGAUCUCAUACUUGGUUGUUAAAUGACGGUUGGCAAAGUCUGAGGCAGUUUGUAUGCCCAUUUAUGUUUACAGGUGUUUAAACAAUUGGAACAAAAUUACAGCUUGUUAUAAUGAGUUACGUUCAGAUGAUUGACCGUAUGUCAUAAGUGUUAAACGGAACUACUGUUGUGUAUAUUCCUGUAACAUUUUUUGUGCGAACUUAAUUUUUGUAUCUAUAAAUUCGUCCAACACUCAUAUUUUCAAGUCUUAUAAUACAAUGUUAUAUGUAAUGAUGGUAUCAAGCUUAUAAUUCAAGAAUUUGGUAAUUCGCUUGUUUUUAUUUACAUUCACGUUUUGGAUUUUUACAUUUUUAGAUGUAUUAAAUGUUUAUUCAUGUAUUAUCAUAUGAUGGUGUUAAAACCCCAAUUUUCCACAACAGUUAUAAAUGUUGUAUUAUGAAAAUAAUGAAAUCAAUUUAAUUUUAAUCUAAAAUGUUAUUAUAUGAUAUAUAUGUUAAUCCAUAAGCUUCAAAGAGUAAUAAGAGAUGAACACAAUACUUACAUUUUGGGCAGAUCGACUUUAAGUUUCAUAGAGUAAGAGUUUAUAUGACAUAUUGAUGCAAUUGCAAAGUUAAGUUUAUUAUUAAACCAACUAUUCAUAAAUCUUACACAAUAUAUCAAACAAUGUGAAAUUGAGGUAUAUUUUUGAUGAAAACUAAAGUAUAUAUUUUGGCUAUACUGAUCUUGACUGAUGACUGAGCUGUAGAUCUAGGUUUAAAUAAUUCAUUUGUGUAUGAUUCUAUCCUUAACAAAUGUUGAAAACAAUACAAAUUAUAUAAAUUUUAUGGAUUAAUAUGAGCGAAUAUAAUUAAUCUUCAGUAACGAGUGAUAAAAUUUCUGUAUUCUCUGAAGUGUAAAGUUUUCCUUAAAAUAUUUUUCGUUUGAUAGUGUAUUGUUUUUUUAUAAGUUCCACUUAAUUUAUGUUAACACUAUUACCAUUCAAACCAAGUUGAGGAAAACAGAAGUAUGUCUAACGUGAAGAUGGGUACAAUACCUUACAAAUCUAAUUGUGUUAGAUAAUACAAUUAGGUGACAGUGUUAACUCUUCCAAAGUAUUUUGAUGAAUAAUAAAUAAAGAUAUU
Molecule: messenger RNA, 7062 nt
Organism: Homalodisca vitripennis (glassy-winged sharpshooter)
Lineage: Eukaryota; Metazoa; Arthropoda; Insecta; Hemiptera; Cicadellidae
Exons: 11
Coding region: 303-1649 (448 amino acids)
Cellular component (GO): membrane
Source: RefSeq, a predicted model, not a curated record